CAAUCGCGUAAGACCACGAUCGCAAUGGCGGCGUGGCUGAGCAAUUUUGUGUUAUCCGGUGGUUAGAUGUCAGUUUUGGUCGGUUUGUCGGUGGUGAGGUCGAAUUAAGUUGCUUUGUUUAUCGUUGAUCGAUGUGCUCGAUCUUUCCCUCAGUCAUGCACUAUUUUCUGGUGGUUGCAUUGUUGGAUUUAACCUUCGACGCGGUGGGAAGUGUUACUCAGACAGAGGUCAACAGACACCUGGAACUCGGUAGGGAAUUUUUGGCAAAAGGUCAGCUGCAGGAUGCCCUGUCGCAUUAUCACGCGGCUGUUGAGGGCGAUCCAACAAAUUAUUUAACGUACUACAAGAGAGGCACGGUUUAUUUAGCGUUAGGCAAAGCCAAGUUCGCCCUCCUUGAUCUUGACAGGGUUUUGGAUUUACAGCCGGACUUUAUACCAGCAAGACUGCAACGUGGGAAUAUCUUACUCAAGCAAGCUCGCUUCGAUGAGGCUGAAUUGGACUUUAGAAACAUUUUGGCUAUAGAUAACUAUAACAGAGAUGCCUUGGAUGCCUUAGAAAAAUUAUUCACUGCUAGGGAAGAGAUGCAUUACAUCGAUCCACAUGUGAAAGCGGGUGAUCACUUAGCAGCUAUACAACUGAUUACUCGAAUUCUUGAGACAUGUCCGUGGUCAUCUAGUCUUAGAGAACGCAGAGCGGAGAUUCACGUCAUUCUUGGAGAUUACAUGAGCGCUAUAUCCGACAUACGUUCGACCACGAAGUUGUUGUCUGAUAACACGGAGGGAUUUUUUAAACUCGCAGUCUGGCUCUAUCGUCUUGGACAGGUUGACGAGGCGUUAAAGGAGAUUCGAGAAUGUUUGAAACUCGAUCCGGAUCACAAGCAAUGUUUCCCGUUUUAUAAGAAGAUCAGAAAGAUCGCCAAGUUGCUGCAAGACACCGAGACGGCAUUAGAGGACACGAGGGAUUAUGACGCGUGUAUUGAUUCGGCCCAGCGUGUGUUGACGCAAGAGCCAAAAGAGCGGAACGUACGGUUCUUAGCUUUCCAGUUUCUCUGCAAAUGUUACGCGGACAAUUCGGAAGCGACUAAGGCAAUCAAUAAUUGCAAGGAGGCGUUGAAAAUAAAGAAAGAAACGGUUAUCCUCUGCGAUAGUGCGGACGCGUAUCUUGCCGCAGAAAUGUUCGACGAUGCUAUCAGAGACUACAAAGAGGCGUUGGAAAUCGAUCCGAAUCUUCAGAGAGCCAAACAGGGAUUGCAAAAGGCGCAACAACGUCAGAAGCAGUCGGAAUCGCGGGAUUACUAUAAAAUUUUGGGCGUGUCGAGAAACGCGAACAAACGCGAUAUCAUCAAAGCGUAUAGAAAAGCGGCGCAGAAGUGGCAUCCCGACAACUUCCAGGAGGGUGACGAGAAGAAGCGCGCGCAGAAGAAGUUCAUCGAUAUCGCUGCUGCCAAAGAGGUCCUCACGGACGACGAGAAGAGAGCGAAGUUCGAUCAGGGCGAGGAUCCACUGGAUCCGGAAUCGGGUCGGCACCCGCAACAGGGUUUCAAUCCCUUCCAGGAGUUCCAUCAUUUCCACGGGUCCCCCUUCCAGUUUAAGUUCCACUUCAAUUAAAAAAAACAUGCCACAAAAAAUCUCGUCGUAAAUAGAAUAAUUUACCGUUUCGCAAAUCUUAACGCUUGUCACUUUGAACGUCGCGGCGAAUAUCUCCACUUCGCUGGAAUUGUUGAAUUCUUCUGUGGUUGAAGAUCGCGCGUGUUUAUAGUUUGAUACGACUUGAGGGAAAGGGGGGGGAGAGGUUGCACUCGAUGUCCGAACUCGUCAAGUUAACAAAUACUAUCCAGUGGCCAUCUUGGCGACAUCGAACGACGGUGAGGCUGUUCUCGGCUCGUGCUUAACAAAAAGUGGAGAUAAAAACAUCCGAAGAGGUGUGAAUACCUCUGGUAAAGAGGUACUUUAUAGUGUUCUGCGCGCCAAAGUCAUUUGCACAGACUGCCGAUAUUACAUUGCUGCGUUUUCGGUGUACAACAAAAAAGAAAAGAAAAAAAAAAAAAAAACGCGGUGUUGCAAUGUCUCUUAUGCAGUUUUCGCGAAUUUCCUUGACGCGGCGUGCAUACACGCA
Messenger RNA from Pseudomyrmex gracilis, 2115 nucleotides. RefSeq names its product dnaJ homolog subfamily C member 3 (gene P58IPK). The coding region runs from base 132 to 1607 and encodes 491 amino acids. Gene Ontology annotation, molecular function: protein-folding chaperone binding; misfolded protein binding. Gene Ontology annotation, biological process: protein folding in endoplasmic reticulum. The transcript is spliced from 6 exons. Gene Ontology annotation, cellular component: endoplasmic reticulum. The record is from RefSeq and is a predicted model, not a curated record. NCBI's taxonomy places the organism in Eukaryota, Metazoa, Arthropoda, Insecta, Hymenoptera, Formicidae.